GGAGGAACUCAGACCCACAUCUAGUGAAUGAGACCUGCACACACAGUCAGUCUCUCACACGCUUCAAGAGGAGGAGAUCUUCAGAGGCAGACUGUGUCUGGAGUAUAACGGGACUUUAACGUCUUCGGUUUGCUGAACAGGAUCUUCCAAGGGCAGGAUGGAAAACACGUGCGAGGUGUGGAAACGGUGAGACGACGCAGUAACCUGGAAUAAUAGAGCAUAGAGACGGCUCAGACUGCGGCUGAUGCCUCAAAACACGCUGACCCUUGACCCUGCGAUGCCCGCCGAGCUUGUGAAAGACACCAUGACGAUCCCCGGAGCUUCUGAGCGAAUCCUGGCAGAGAAAACCAACAACAACGAGCCACCAGCGGCAACGGCCAUCACCAUUCCUCUGGUCAACGAGGUGCAGUUAACAGCGGCCACCGGCGGAGCCGAGCUGUCCUGCUAUCGCUGCACCGUGCCGUUCGGUGUGGUGGUCCUGAUCGCAGGGAUCGUGGUGACCGCCGUUGCGUACAGCUUCAACUCUCACGGCUCCACCAUAUCGUACUUCGGACUGGUGCUGCUUUCGGCCGGGCUGGUGCUGCUCGCGCUGAGCGCCGUCUGCUGGAAGGUGCGGAUGGAGAGAAAGAAAGAAAGGAGAAGAGAGAGUCAGACGGCCCUGAUGGCCCAUCAGAGGAGCAUCUUCGCCUGAUUCGACACAAGCACGGACUCCAAAACCUUCACAAUGAAUGAGUCAAAGCAUCAUUCCGACUCGCAUUUGGGACAACGUCCAGAUGAUUUGCCUCAGUUCAGACCAACCGAGUGCUCUCGGAGAAAACCGAAUGACGGGAUUUCACAAAAGGGUCUCAGAAUGAGCGUUCGGAGAAUUUAAUUGAGACAGGCUUGCAGCUGCAUGCGUCCAGAUGUUGAGAGGCACAGCUGCACUGCAAAAAAAAAAAAAAAAAAAAUCUUACUCAGUAUUUUUGUCUUGUUUUUUAUUACAAAUACCUUAGAUCAAGAUACAUUUACUUGAGAUGCAAAAUGACUCAAGAUAUUAAGUCUUGUUUUUUGAAAAAUUGAUCAAAAUGAAGCAAGUUUAUGCUUAAAAGAUGAAAAAAUUGUCAAUGGGGGUCAGAAAAAUAAUCCCUUUGAACUUUACUUAAGUUACUUUUCUUACUGUUUUUGUGUGUGUCCCUUUAAAUGCAAAUGAGUUGCUGCUCCCGGCCCCCUUUCCAGAAGAGGGCGGAGC
This is a messenger RNA of Megalobrama amblycephala (Wuchang bream), 1228 nucleotides long. It is a transcript of the gene tmem100a, whose product is annotated as transmembrane protein 100a. Gene Ontology annotation, biological process: cellular response to BMP stimulus. The record is from RefSeq and is a predicted model, not a curated record. NCBI's taxonomy places the organism in Eukaryota, Metazoa, Chordata, Actinopteri, Cypriniformes, Xenocyprididae.